This is a messenger RNA of Aspergillus pseudonomiae, 1128 nucleotides long. RefSeq names its product ribonuclease P Rpr2/Rpp21/SNM1 subunit. The record is from RefSeq and is a predicted model, not a curated record. Gene Ontology annotation, cellular component: nucleolar ribonuclease P complex. The coding region runs from base 206 to 790 and encodes 194 amino acids. Gene Ontology annotation, biological process: tRNA processing. The transcript has a single exon. Lineage: Eukaryota; Fungi; Ascomycota; Eurotiomycetes; Eurotiales; Aspergillaceae.
GGAGAGAAGGUUGAGGUCGCGAGGGAUGAGGCUGAGGACAGAAAGACCGCAUCACGUGAUGCAUGUCAUUAGUCACUCUUGCCUGAAAGGUUGCUAUUUCAAGUUUAGCGUCCGAUUGCCACUGAAAGCUUCAUUAUUCUUUAUCUUGCUUUAUCUUGCUUUAUGUGUUGUUAUUUCAAACAGUCUAAAGGGUUUCUCUUCUUGAAUGGCGAAGGUAAAGGGGAAAAAAGGCUCGUCUGGGGGGGCUCAGAGUCACAUUCGUGCACGAUUAGACUAUCUCCAUAAUGCCGCUAUCUAUUUACAAUCUGCUAGUGUUGCCUCCAAGCAACCUAGUAGCCAGCUCGUUCAAAAUGCUACCAGUCAAGAUGGCGAGCCAGUGUCAGCUUCAGCACGUAUUGUGCCGCAUUUUUUGAGCCAUGAUACUACUUCUGGGCGAAAGUCAACUGGCACGGACACCAACGCAAAUGCAGACCGUCUCCCGCAACUCUCCCGCGUAUUUAUAUCGCAGAUGCGUGGAAUAUCUCUAAAAACACAGUUGCGACUUCCAGUCGAGAAGAAAAGGUCAUUUUGCAAACGCUGCGAUACACUUCUGUCGCCAGGUGUCAGUUGCAUACAAGAAAUCAGAAACGAGAGUCGUCAUUCCAAAAAGCCAUGGGCCGACAUCCGGGUCAUCCGUUGUACUACCUGUGGAACGGAGAAGCGUUUUCCUCAAACAGAUAGGCGAACGAAGAAGCUUUCUGAGCGUCGAAAGCAAGGUGAACAGGAAAAGGAAGAAGCGCCAGUCCCAUGAUUUUGCUCUUUCUGUAUUUCUUUGUCAUAUCGCAACAACGUGGAGUACCACAUCAAAGUGUACCAAGAAGGAAUACCUUAGGGAGUAUGGUAUAUACAUCAAACCCUAUCGAUUCCCGGUAAUCAUCAUGUGUCCAAUGUCGAAUGGCGCCUUGAAAGGAAACCAGGCUGGACCUCAUGCAACCGUUCCAUUGAUUAAUACCUGUCCGGGUUCAGAAGCAACUAUCCAUUCGUUUUGAUCAGUUGCCACGGCAGGGCGCUAAGUGUAUGAGUCGUCCAAUAAAGCUAAAGGCGGGAUGUGAGAUACCGCGGGCUAUAGAAACUAAAGGGUGGGUUGUG